Messenger RNA from Plectropomus leopardus (leopard coralgrouper), 3724 nucleotides. It is a transcript of the gene tespa1, whose product is annotated as thymocyte expressed, positive selection associated 1. The record is from RefSeq and is a predicted model, not a curated record. Lineage: Eukaryota; Metazoa; Chordata; Actinopteri; Perciformes; Serranidae. Gene Ontology annotation, molecular function: signaling receptor binding.
CCAGUCUGCUCAGACUCCAUCCCCUGCGAGGAUCAUGCAGCCCAGCUGACCCAGAGCAGGAGAAACUACCACAUCCUCGUCAUCGUUGGUGAUGAGUGAAAAGCAGAGCGGGCUGGAUGCAUUUUUGCGAGUUUGCUGAAGGCUGCAGAUCAGUGACAGAUAUCUCCUCAAACUGCUGCGACAACAGGAAGCGCGAGAAAGAGCGCCACCGACAGAACUGAAACCUGCGUCCAACAAGCUUCAUUUCCACCAUGUCCCCCGACUGUCUGUGAACUGAGGCGAUGGAGAGCCCGUCGUCCACGGUGAGGCGGCGAGCCUGGAUCAACAGCAGCCGGCAAUGGCCCACUCUGGAGGAGCAGGACCUGGAGGGACCGCUGUGCAGCCUCCCCUCUGCUUCUAUCGCAGAUGAUGAUGUCUUUCCUGAAGGAUGCUUCACAGGAACGAUUGAGAACUGGCUCCUGAGUUGUGGGUCGGAGUCCAGCUCACAGAAGACUGGUCAGCUGAGUUUUGAGUCUGUGCUGAGAGGCAGCAACUUCGAUGAUGAGCUGAGUCUCGGUGCUGAUGCUUCUUUGUUCAAUGGUGGAGAGAUUUCAUCUGGAGCCGGCCUCGCACACCAUCCUCUCUCCCAACAAGGUCGCAGCAGACUCACCAGUACCCCUCGUCAGGGACUAUGCCUGCCGACAAUGAGCUUGGGCCACAGCAUGGCCUCCAGCUGCCUCUCCUCCUCCACCUGUAAUAGUAGAUCAAGUAUAUCCGAGGUCCUGCAGAUGUGUUCGGAGGAUGCUGAGGAGACGCUGUAUGAGCUGGGUUUUGGCUGCGAUGAGCCCCAGGUCACAGUCCGCAUCCCUCCCCGCUUCUUCACCUUCCCCUCCAUGAGUCAGGGCAUCAACUUCCGCCUCUUCCUGGACUCACAGCUACGGCGGAUACGAGAGGAAGACCCCAGCCUCUCUCUUGCUAGUCGUUUCAGACAAGUUCAAGUGCUCACAGCUAUGGCCAACGCAUUCUACUCCCUCUACUCUCAUGUGUCCCGCACUCCUCUACAGAAACUUGCCACGCCAGAGUUUACCUUUUCCUCAUCUCCCGUGGAGAGGAUGGAACGCUUCAGGAGCAGCAUCCGCAGCGAGCCUCGCUCCCCAGUGGAGAGGCUGAAGGACACCGUCUCCAAGAUGUGUCUCUACACAGGCUCUCCUCGUGGCUCAGACUCCACCUCUCCACAGCCCUCGCCCAGUAAAAGGCCGAGCCUCCCUGAGUUUGUAGAUGUCGUCCUGGAGAAAGUCAAGACCAAGAAACUGGAUUUGGGGGAUUGUGAUGGGAAUAGUUCAGCUGUGGAUCUUGGGCUGCUUGCAGAUGGUGAUGAACUGUGUAAGAAUGAGAAAGAAGAGCAAACGCAGCAGACAGUGGCUGGCACAGAAAUUCUCCAAAGUGGAGAUAAGAUCUGUCAUGAGGAGAUGCAGGGCAGCAAACAAACUGAUAACGCUGAUGAAAACGGUGUCAAACAUGGAGACGUUGACAACAGUACUCACUGUGUAAGAACAUCGCUAGCAUCAUCAUUAUCAGGAGAAACUGUGAUAGAAACUCAUCAUGAGUUUCUUUUAAUGCAAAGUGACACAAGGACUGCUGAUCUGAAACCAGUUACCAAGGUUACGUAUGAUCUAAUCUGCCCGCAGAUAGUGGAGAGUGUGCACCAGGCGCCUUUCUGCUGUCUACACACUCAUAGCCCAAAAACACAAAACACUUUACCUUCUCUCUCCUCUGAGGCAGAAAGCAUACAUAGAUCCAGUCCUGCUGGAUCACAUGACCCUGAUAUACAAACUGCUGUCUUUGAGCCUGAUGCUACACAGCUGGAAGCAUCCAGAUCACUUCCUGUCCUGUCCCCCAGUCGUAGCUACACCCAGUGCUGCAUCACUGUGACCGGCUGGGAUGGGGAUGACGGCUCCUCCUGUCAUACUUCAACUGUCACAGCCAUCCAGACCUGUGAGGAGUCAUUAAACGGGGGGAAAAGCCGGUACCUGAAUCCACUGACGCAUCAGAGCCAUGACUCCAAUAACCUGCAACAGGUUAACUCCUUUGAGCUGGAGGAGGUGCAUAGUGCAGGAGAGGAAGAUUUUGGAACAACAACCUCCCCGUUGUCCAGAAAUCUUCAAUACAAAGGUGAGGUGGUGCGGGGUGACAGUGUGCAGUCAGACAGCAGUGGCUACGCGGAUGAAGAAGUCAGUCACUCAUCACACAUACAUAGCAGAUGACAGAAAACCAUAACUCUAUGUAAACAUUAAAUUGUAGCGUUUUCUUGCCCAGAGUUUUUACUACACAAAAGAAUUUAGUGACCAAGCAAGAGUCCUCUAGUCAAACAGGCCUUUAAGAUUGAAAGGACAGUUCACCCCAAAAUCAAAAUGACAUGUUUUAACCUCUUACCUGUAGUGCUGUUUAUCAAUCUAGCUUGUUUUGGUGUUGGUUGCAGAGUGCUGGACAUAUCAGCUGUAGAGAUGUUUGCUUUUGAAAAACUCAACAGCAAUGUCUCUUUCCAGAAAUCAAAUUCCCAAAAAUCUAGACUGAUAAAAAGCAAGAGUUAAAACAUGUAUUUUUGAUUUAGUGGUGAAUAGCUCCUUUAAGAUAUCAUGGUAUUGCAAGAGAUUUGGUCACAUGUGAAACUUUCAGAAACUUUGGAAGCUUUUUUCCCCCAAUAAAAAAAGUUCCUGCUAUGCAAAGCAUUAGGUGUCUCCCCAGUGCUCAUACGUAAUACAGAAGAUUGUAAAUAAGUGAUUUAACAGGAAAACUGAUGAGGUUCAAAGACCUUAAUAAAUACUGUGUGGACCAUAUUUUAUUUAAAUGGUAAUCCAAGCAUGUUCAAGUUAUUACAACAUAUGGCAGUAAAAUGUACAAAAAUGUUUUAUUGGAAACAAAGUCAAUUUCACACAGAGCUCACAUUGUGUUUUCUCUAACACUGGGGAACUUUUUUGACUACCACAACAAAAAGGUCCCUCUCAAAUGUACUGAUGCUGACACUGAUGUUAAUGGUGUUUAGAAGUUCCCUAUUUAAACGAGCAGAAAACAAGAUGCAGAUCUGCUUUUUCAGAGAAUGAGGUUAACAUCAAACACAACAGAAACUUGGUCAGCCUGCAUUGUGCAAAGGGAAUUGUCUUUUUAAGUUGUGCAAACUGUUCACUUACUGCAGCUGAGCGCAAGGCAGUUUUUAUGUAAAUGCAGUAAGGUGGGAGGUAAUGAAUCCUUACACCAAGACACAGCAAGUAGUUGGAGAAUAUAAUCUGGAAAAUCAUCCAUUUUUAAACAUCAUUACAGAAAUCAUAGUCACAUUGAUUAGCAAAAUAAUUCACAGGGGAUCAAAUUUUAAAUGAACGAAUACUGGGGAAAAUAAGCAUAAACAAUACAUAGAAACUCCAAAUAAGAAUAUGUGGUGGGUUCGUUUUUCUGGUCUAUGAUAUUGAAAGUCGAAAGACAUGAAAAUAGUGGUUUUUAAGAAUACUCAGAGUACUGUUUCCUCUUUAACCCUUAUCAUUAACUGAUAUUUGUCUUACACUGAAAUGGGAUUUGCUCCUAAUGCAAAGACUGUGCUAAAGGAAGUCUUGUACAUUUUAAUGCUGUGAUAAUUACACUUCACAGUGUUGUUUGCACUUUAAGGAGUUAUCAGACCAAUGAGUCGGAUUUAAAUUCUAUAGUAAUGUUGGAUAAUAUUUUUUAAAUUACAAUAAAAAUACACAUGGUAUGA